AUGACUUUGCUGUGCUUUUUUGCAGAGGGCACAGGAAGACUCUUCUUUGAAUUCUACCGGCUACUUCAUGACACCAGACCGAAAGAGUGGGAAGACAGGCCUUUCUUUUGGUUAUUUGAAAAUGUUGUUGCCAUGGGAGUCAAUGAUAAAAGGGAUAUUUCACGUUUCUUGGAGUGUAACCCAGUUAUGAUUGAUGCAAUAGAUGUAUCAGCAGCACACAGAGCUCGCUAUUUUUGGGGAAACUUACCGGGAAUGAACAGGCCCCUGGUUGCUUCUUCAGCAGAUAAACUGGAACUCCAGGACUGCCUUGAGCAUGGUAGGAUAGCAAAGUUUAGCAAAGUUAGGACCAUAACGACCAGGUCGAACUCCAUCAAGCAGGGCAAGGAUCAGCAUUUCCCAGUUAUCAUGAAUGGGAAGGAGGAUAUUCUGUGGUGCACAGAACUGGAGAGGAUCUUUGGCUUCCCAGUACAUUACACAGAUGUGUCAAAUAUGGGACGAGGAGCCCGACAAAAACUUCUUGGAAGGUCAUGGAGUGUGCCUGUUAUUCGCCACCUAUUUGCACCACUGAAGGAUUACUUUGCCUGUGAAUGAUACAGUACAGUAUGAUACCUUUCAGGAAUAUAAAGGUGCUUUUACAGAGAAUGAUCAGUCAUAAAACAAAUUCAGACUAGUUUUAACAUAUUAGUAUACUGUGACGCAAGAAAUUUGAAAGGCAUUAUUGUGAAGGUUGCAUGCUGUACAUUUAUGAUACUGUGGCCAUUAUUCACAGUCACAACUCAGGACAGGGUAGGUAUCAAACACACCUACCACAGUUGUUUUAGCUUUUGUAAUCUCAUCUUUUAUACAAAGAAAAGACAGAAUUCCUACUUUUAGCUGUGGUUUUAUUACUGUAGUGUGAAGAUUAUACUUCACAGUUUUCUAGUGUACUUUGUAGUCACUCAUUUUAUGGGAUUUUAAGGGCUUUGAAGUCUUAAUGGUGCUAUUGUCUACCUUUUAGAUUUACAACUUACUUCCUAAAACCUAAAAUAGUAUUUUAUUGUCAUAUAAUACAUACCUGUAGCUGGAUUUUGGUAGAUGAAUAGUAAAUCAUGAAACGAUUGUCAUAAAAAUAAACAUAGUGUAGUUAAAAACCAUUUUUCAAAAAUGUUGAAGUUGAUGUUCUCUUUAAACAGUAUUUUAGUAUAUAGUUACUUACAUUUCAGACAAGUGUAUUUUCUUUCUGUAACCUUUUUAUGUACGUAGUCAGUGAAUAAUCAUGAUAUAAUGUUUAAUUUUUUAAUGUUUUGUACUUUAGCAAGGGCUGCAAAUGUGUAAAUGAGCAAAAAAAAUAUAAAGAUGGAAAACUGUAUAAGUUUAAAUCAAAGCAGUUGAAAUAUGGAGGAUGUCCAAAGCUAUGGUGAAACUUCUUAUCACAACUAUUCUUACUCAGUCAAACUUACAGUCUGACAGACAGUUCAUAUGUUUUGUUGGUAAUGUGAUAUUCUUCUUCCUGCUCCAUAUGUAUCUUUAAAAACGUUUGGAGCUAUAAAAGGACUGUGAUCAUACUAAGAUUGUAGUAAUGUCAUGCUUAAGCAUUCUUUUUAAAUUCAAUGACAGCAAGUAAAAUACAAUGUUACAUUUUAUAUUUUCAACUCAAUACCUUAUCUAUUGUUUUACUGUGUAUGCUCAGAAUUGUCCGAGGGACUUGCUCUCUUGCUUCAGACAAAACUGUUAUUGAGACAUCUCAUAAGAUUUUUAGCCUGCAAUUUCUUUCUUCCUCUGGUUGAGAAGCAUCACCGCUUUGCUCCAAACUUCCUACCAACAAUAUGCCAAAGUAAAUAACUCACAAUGUGAGGUAUCACAGCUGGUAAUGUGAAUCUUGUCAUUCUAAUCCAGCACAACCAUAUAUUAUUAAAUUGCAAAGGCAAGCCGAUUUAGUAUCUUCUUAAGCAAUAUAACAUUGGUCUUUUACUGACUUCAACUGGGACAUUUGUUCUGAAUUUUUUUCCUUCUUUCUAUGCAUUUCUGGUGACAUUUUGUGCUUCACAUAGUGAGAUGUGAGUGUUGGAAACUGGAUCAUUUUCCAAUUUAGGAACCCAGGACCAACUUGGAACAUUUCCAAGUUAGUCACAGAUUUAAGGCUUUCUUAGGUUAUGUCCAGAAGAUCCAUUUCCCUGGAAAAUGUCUCUCUUAUUCCCAACAAUCAGUAUUAAUCUCAACAUUAAAACACACUUCUGCUAUCACCAGUGUAAAAUUGUCACUUCUCAAUCUCUAUUUGUAAGGUUUCAAAAUCUAAUACCAAUUUAAUACCUAAGCAUGGGAGACUUUGUGCUGUGGAUUCUAAUAUCAUCACAAAAUGCUUUAUUCAUAGAUUUUGAAAGAAAAAUCAGCAACUUUGUUUUGUAUGAUGAUUUUGACUGGGAUUAAACUUUGGAUGUAAAAUGGUCAAAUUUAAAAUCAGCUAAGUAAGUAGCACAGAUAUUUAACAUGUAAUUUAAACCAGAUUGUAAUUCAGUUCCAUUAAAUUUUACAGUUCACUUUUACAAACAUCUAACAACUGCCACAACAUUUAGUAAAUGAAAAUCCCUCUUAUUAAAUGAUAAUCUGCGUUUAAUACAAAUAAUUAUUAUGUGCACAUUCUCCCUACUGUAUUUAUUACAACUGAUGAGAAAAAUAACUGACCUCUCUAAAGAACUACAAUAAAAAGUAUGUUAUGUUCUCAUUACAGUUACAAAAAUAGGUGCUGAAAGAACUCUAUAGCUCCCUGAAAAUUCUACUGAAUUUAUCCUGGGAGAACCUUAGCCAUGCAGACUUGCAGCUCCCCAAUUACAUCCUUUGUAUUGAAUUAGUUUUCCUGACUACAAUACAGUGACUCAUGCAUAUGUUGCAAGUUGAAUGAGGGCAGGAUCAGGCUCAACUUUGAUCCCCACCUCAAUGCAUGGCAAUUUAGCCUGCCAGUAUUCAUUGCUGAGCCUUACUUUGACAAGGUACUAUGGAAUCAUACCUCAGAAAGAAAUUACUAAUACAUACAAGACAGGGAGACAAUUAGCAAGGGUAAAAUAAACAAAUUUUUAAAAUUCAGUGUGGACACUGCUGGUUCUGUUAACUUUGAAUACUGGAUUUUAACCUUUUAGAAUAAUCACAUAAAAUGAUUUCUUUUCUAGAAUAUGAUUACAUUUGUGUUAGCAAAAGGUACAUACAGGGAUUUCUGUGUUGAACAGCAUCCAUUGAGGUUUUCUUUCUUCCCGUUAGCAAACCUUUGCAGCAACCAAAACAAAAUGGAGCUAAGAACAGCUAAUUUAUGGUGUCAGUGAUACGCAGCAAGGAUAACUAGAAAUAAGAUCAUAGCCUGGCCUGAACUAUGUUCAAAUAACAGUAUUGAGUUAGUUUUUAAUAGCUGAUAUGUUACAGUUAGGCACAAGAUUCCAGGAUUAAGGAGAAGAAAGUCAGCCAGAGUUCUGUUCUUGACUUGUUUUAGAAAAACACAUAUAUAUUGAGUAAGAACAGGACUCAGAUUAGCUGUGAAGGAAAAUAGUUCUCUGACUAUUUAGGUUAACUUUAAACAGCAAUAUCUUAACUCCAGUGAAAUAAUAUGCUUAUUUAAAUUAAAGUACUUCUUUUUAGUGGAAUUCAUUUUAAACUGAAUAUUCUAUAUUUUUUAAAAUGUAUUCUUGGUAAGGAUCAUUUAAAUUCUUUAAAUUCCACUUAAAAAGUAUUAAUAUAAUGUUCAAGGAAUUGUUGAGAUGGUGUUAAUCGAUCUUGUGUGUUAAUUUCUUGAUAAUUUUGACUACCCUGUUCCAGUUAGUCAAAGGCCAUGAAUAGUAUUUAUAAUCUGCAAAGCACAUCUUAAAAUUGUAUCGACAAUGCACAGAUAACUAAAUGAAACCUGUACUAAUGGCCUAUAAGACUAGCAAUGUUUAUUUUCUAACCACAUCUUACUAGACAGUUUAUAAUUCUUUCAGCAAGGUAUUUAUCUUAUUCAGAAGCCCAAAUUUUAAGUCUUUAUUGUUUUUCCUUUUUAUGGAAUUAAUAACAUCAAUCACAAAGUUGAUAAUCAGGUUAGGCAAAAUUAAACACAAAGCAUUGGCCUGUGAAGAACCAUCACCACUAAAUUACAGCUCAAUUCUGAAUACUGUUUUGAGUUCUCUCUUUGUGGAAUCUAGAAGCACUAUUGCAUUGUGACAAACACUUGAAUACUUCCAUUACAUUUUUUAGUGAUUCUAAUUAGCAUCUAUUAAAAAAAAUUUAGAUGGAAAAACGUGACAGUUAAAGAGAUGUAGAAAUACUGUGACUGCAUAUUUUAAAACAGUCCACCGUAGUUUUCUUAAUAUUGAUGAAAAAUAAGAUUACCUGUUUUUGGCAACUCCUAAGCUGACAAUGUGUGCAUUUUAAACCGUAAACUACGCAAAAAUAUCAGUGGAACUAAUUCCGCUGUACUUGAACUCAUCUCUCCAUUCUUUGUUGAUUUAAAGUCAACACUGUUUACAACAUAUAAAAUGUAUAAUAUGGUGCAGCUACUGUACAUGGAAUCAUUUGUUUCAUAGUUUGUUUCAAAAUGAGCCAUCCUACAAAAAAAACUGUAGUGAUGACCCACAUGAGAACACUUCAAAAUUGUGAUUACUUUAUGUAAAAACCGUAAUAGUUUUUGUUUUAAACGUAUACAAAAUGUUUCCAUUGUGAAAAUGUGACAGUAUGAAAAUUUUGUUUUGGCAUGCAUCCCUAUCAUUUUUAAUAUAUGGUAAAAAGGAUUUAACUGUAUCCCCUGUAUGUGAGAUUAAGAGGUACAAAUUGUAGCACUGCUUGUCUGUUUACAAUAAAUAAUUUUCCUCCCUUU
Molecule: messenger RNA, 4813 nt
Organism: Rhincodon typus (whale shark)
Lineage: Eukaryota; Metazoa; Chordata; Chondrichthyes; Orectolobiformes; Rhincodontidae
Product: DNA (cytosine-5)-methyltransferase 3B-like
Exons: 5
Coding region: 1-591 (196 amino acids)
Source: RefSeq, a predicted model, not a curated record